AUGCGGAAGUCAAAUUUCCACUGGAUUAUUACGAAAAAAGAGCCAAUGAUUGAAGAUGUACAACCACAAGUACAGAAAGAUGAAAUUCAUGUUGAAAAGACAAAAACACAGGUCAAAGUUGAUGAAAAAAGCGACAAGGAAAUGUCGUACAAUAUGAAUUCCACUAAACCAUCGGAAUGGCAAUCAGAUGAAACGUCAAAUGAGUAUCUUCGACGAUUUCGAAAUUAUGAAAUAUAA
Messenger RNA from Didymodactylos carnosus, 237 nucleotides. Lineage: Eukaryota; Metazoa; Rotifera; Eurotatoria; Philodinida; Philodinidae. The record is from the annotation of a GenBank genome assembly.